Molecule: messenger RNA, 1371 nt
Organism: Euleptes europaea (tarantolino)
Lineage: Eukaryota; Metazoa; Chordata; Lepidosauria; Squamata; Sphaerodactylidae
Gene: VGF
Product: VGF nerve growth factor inducible
Exons: 1
Coding region: 1-1371 (456 amino acids)
Molecular function (GO): neuropeptide hormone activity
Source: RefSeq, a predicted model, not a curated record
AUGCAGGUUCGUUCCCUGCCUGAGAGUGACCCCGACACAGCAACCCACCAGAACAAUCGAGAUGACCUCUUCCAGGACGUCGACCCCAAGGCCUUGGCUGCCCUCCUCCUGCAAGCUCUUCACCUCCAGCCGGAGAACUCCAAUGAGGGGGGGCCAGGCCUUGGACCGAGCGCCAACGAGGAGACAGUCCGCAGCGAGACUGAGAGCUCGGACCUACGGCCAGAGAGGGAGCAGGGCUGGAAAGGCAGGUCGGAGGAGGAGGAGGAGGGGGGCCUGACCCUGGAAGAGGAGGCUCCUGGUCAGCAAGAGGCCGAGACCCUGAUGUCCAUGCUGCAAGGGCUGCAACGGUACAUCCCCACGGCCAAACAGGAGGAGCACCUGCAGGAGCGCCGAGCAGCCGCCUCUGCCCCCCCUGACGGCACACGGGACGAUGUGCUCAAGGAGCUGGAGGAGUAUGAGCAGCUGAGAGUCCACCCCAAGCGCAAGGCCCCCCCAAGCGAGCCCUGGGAGGGGGCCCGGAAGCUGAGGCAGCAGCAGCACCUGGAGCACCAGCUGUUGCAGAGGCGCUACGAGGAGCUGGCCGAGAGCCGGAAGCAGGCAGAGGAGGCGCGUCGGGCAGCCGCCGAGGAGGAGCGCCUGGCAGACAUGGCCUCCGACCUGCUCCUCCAGUACCUGCUGAAGGAUGGGGAGCAGAGCGCAGAGGAGGGCCGGCCGGGCUCCCAGGGUGGCGGCGGCCGGAAAGGGAGCAGCGCCCUGCUCUUUGAGGAUGAGGAGGGCAACGUGGCAGAAGACAAGCGCUCCAACGAGGCCCCGGAGGAGGAGGAAGAGGAGGAGGACGACGACAUCGACCCCAGCACCAUCGACCGCCUCAUUGAGAUCUCCAGCAAGCUCCACCUGCCUGCCAAUGAUGUCAUAGACAUCAUUAAUGACGUCGAGAAGAAGAAGAAGGAGGAGGCACCAGAGCCCUUCAGCAAGGGCAAGACUCCGGCCACAUUUGCCCCCCAAGAAAAGCCCAAGAAGACCCCUCCCUACCUGCAAGGCCCAAAGGUCAUCCAGAAGUCCUUUUACCCUCCGGCCCGUCAGCCCCCCCGCCGCCUCCCCAAAGAGGACGAGGACGCCUGGAACGAAGUCCUGAGAGGAGAUGAGUAUCCAGCUCCCAAGUGGUUCCACCCCAAGCCAAACAACGUCAUCUCCAACUACAUCAACCCCAGGACUUUCCAGCCACCGGCAUACCACCGCUACGCCAACCUCCCUGGCCCCAUGGUGCCACGGGACGAAUACUACGAUGACAGCCGAGCCCAUGACCAGGAAGAGGAGGAGCUGGAGAACUACAUUGAGAAAGUGCUGAUGAAACGCCCCAAGGGCUUCUAG